Metarhizium album ARSEF 1941 is the source of this 1611-nucleotide messenger RNA. Its product is annotated as Peptidase A1. NCBI's taxonomy places the organism in Eukaryota, Fungi, Ascomycota, Sordariomycetes, Hypocreales, Clavicipitaceae. The record is from RefSeq and is a predicted model, not a curated record. Gene Ontology annotation, molecular function: aspartic-type endopeptidase activity. The transcript has 2 exons. Gene Ontology annotation, biological process: proteolysis. The coding region runs from base 1 to 1611 and encodes 536 amino acids.
AUGAUACCAGCUGUGCUCCUGCUGCAACUGGCGUUAUGGCCCCUGUCGGCAUCUGCCUUCUACCCCUACACGCCCGUAUGGCGCGAAGAAGAGGAGCAUCGCACCCCAGCCGGCCAAGCCAGAAGAAGUACGGCUGAAGGGCAGGCCCGAGAUGGCUUGACAUUGAAAAUCGAGAAGAGGAAACCGCAGGGGAGUGACUCUCCUGCUCAGCUAGCCGCCGAGCAGGCUGCCUGGCUCAAGGGUAAGUUCAAGCAUGCUCGUUCUGGAACGCCAGUCGAUACCAUGGAAAAGAGACAGAGUCAAUACAAAGUCAUGGAGGCCGCGGAAUCAGGCGAAGCCAUGACUGCCGGAAUCAGCCAGGACGGAACGGACUAUUCAUAUUUUGUAAAAGCAGGCGUGGGAUCCAAGGGAAAGCAGAUGUACCUGCUCGUCGACACCGGGGCUGGAUCAACCUGGGUAAUGGGAUCGGGCUGCACCGACACACCUUGCUCCACGCACACACUGUUUGGUCAAGCUGAUUCCAGCACGUUUACCAAUACGGGCAAAUCUUUCUCCGUCUCGUACGGCUCUGGAACGGUCCAAGGCGACCUCACUACCGAUACAAUCAGUGUUGCGGGCAUCAGUUUGAGGUACACCUUUGGUCAGGCCUCAAAGACGUCGAGUGUGUUUUCGCGCUUUGCAUUCGACGGCAUUCUCGGCAUGUCGAUGACACAGGGCGACACCGACAACUUCAUGAAGGCAGUGGCGGAGGGCAAGAGGCUCGACAAGAAUUUGUUUAGCAUCCACCUCAAUCGGGCAUCAGACCGGUCGAACGAUGGCGAGAUCAAGUUUGGGUCGACAAAUCCCAGCAAGUAUACAGGGGAUAUAAGCUUCACCUCGGUCGGCUCAAAAAAUGGUGACUGGGCUGUGCAGAUGGACGACAUGGCCUACGAUGGCAAAAAAGCAGGUGCUGGGGGCGUUCUGAGCUACAUUGACACUGGCACUUCAUUCAUCUUUGGCCCUCCUAGUUUGGCCAAGAAGAUUCACGAUACAAUUCCGGGAUCCUCGAGUCCUGACGGAUUGACCUACACUGUUCCCUGCGACAGCAACAAGCCACUGAAAGUCACCUUCUCCGGAGUCGACUACGAGAUCUCUGCCGAGGACUGGAUAUCACCAAAGGACACCUCGGGCAAUUGUACCAGCAACAUUUAUGGUCACGAGGUUGUUGGCGGGGCAUGGCUCCUCGGCGACACAUUUCUCAAGAACGUCUACGCAGUUUUUGAUGUUGACCAGAAGCGCGUUGGGUUUGCGGUUCCAGCUGACUCCAAGGGCGGGUCGAGCUCCAUGCCCAGCAGCGGCAGCAGUCCGCCGACGUCGACAACUGUAGGUCCGACGGCUGUUACUGCAACGUCACUGGCUACUGGUGUGACAUCUCAGUCUGACUCUUUCACACAGUCCCAGCCACCAAGACUUGGUCUGAGCGGCCACGAAACUGGCUCUGCCGCAUCUCGCAGUGCUCCUGCCAGGUCAACGGAAUCGACAAAGUCUGCGGCAUCAGGCGCGAGCUCGUGGCAAAGCGCCAAACUAGCUGUGAUGAUGUUGUUUGCGGGCUUGGCAGCUUCGGCCGUGUAA